Molecule: messenger RNA, 456 nt
Organism: Eruca vesicaria subsp. sativa (arugula)
Lineage: Eukaryota; Viridiplantae; Streptophyta; Magnoliopsida; Brassicales; Brassicaceae
Source: the annotation of a GenBank genome assembly
AUGGAGAUGAAACGCAAAGAGAGGGAGCCUGAGAAUCCUAGCCUCUUCUACCUUAAUCUGUACUUGAACAUUUCUAAGUUCCCAAACGCUUCUCAAUCUUUAAAUGACUCUUCAUUCGACAACACUCGUACUAGGGUUAGUUUAUUCGAUUUUCCUAACCGCAAACAAAAUAUACAGCCAUUGUUUAAGAAAAUUCGUUAUAGUCCUGAGCACGGCUGUAUAGUCAUGAAUACUGAAGAAUCUCCUUCACCUACUUCAACCUCAUUUUUACGUGAUUUAUCGCCAAGACUUGUUCGUGGUAAUGGUAAUGCUAACAUUCCUGAGAUUUACACAAAAGAUCUCGUUUCAACCAUUGGAAGUCGUGACCAUUACUCAGCAGAUCUUGUCCCAAACUUCGGGGAAAACAGUUCCAGCAUCAAUGAUUCUAAAGAUUGGGGGCUUGAUUUGUCUCUCUAG